This is a messenger RNA of Athene cunicularia (burrowing owl), 790 nucleotides long. RefSeq names its product GINS complex subunit 4 (gene GINS4). Bases 1 to 663 code for a protein of 220 amino acids. The record is from RefSeq and is a predicted model, not a curated record. Gene Ontology annotation, biological process: DNA-templated DNA replication; double-strand break repair via break-induced replication. Lineage: Eukaryota; Metazoa; Chordata; Aves; Strigiformes; Strigidae. The transcript is spliced from 7 exons. Gene Ontology annotation, cellular component: GINS complex.
AUGCGGGGCGGAGGAGGGGGCAGGGAGGAGUUUGGCCUCUCUGUGAGGCGCGUUCCUCGCUCCCACUUACAGCGUGCGUUCUUCCAGGCUUGGCUGAAUGAGAAGUUUGCUCCAGAGCUGCUGGAGAGCAAACCCGAGAUCAUUGAGUGUGUUGUGGAGCAGCUGGACCACAUGGAGGCAAACCUGAAACGGGCAAAGCGAGGGGACUUGAAGGUCAGCAUUCACCGCAUGGAGAUAGAAAGGAUCCGUUACGUGCUCAGCAGCUACCUGCGAUGUAGGCUUGUGAAGAUAGAGAAGUUUUUCCCCCAUGUCCUGGAGAAGGAGAAAUCUCGAGCCGAAGGGGAGCCUUCCAUUCUAUCGCCAGAGGAGUUUGCUUUUGCUAAAGAGUACAUGGCAAACACAGAGAUUUAUCUGAAAAACGUGGCCCUAAAACACAUGCCGCCCAACCUGCAGAAAGUGUCUCUCCUAAAAUCAGUUCCGAGGCCCAACCUGGACUCCUUUGUGUUCUUGAGGGUGUUGGAGCGGCAGGAGAACAUCCUGGUCGAGCCAGAGACGGAUGAGCAGAGAGAGUACACCAUCGACCUGGAGGAGGGCUCGCAGCACCUGAUCCGCUACAAGACCAUCGCCCCGCUGGUGGCCUCUGGAGCGGUGCAGCUUAUCUGAGGGGCGAGCGUGCUGGUGGCAUGUGAGUGCUUUGUCGGCCAAGAAGCCAACACUGUUGAAGAGGUUUCCUGGGACACAGGCUUCAUCCGUGUCUGUAACGACCCUUCAGCGUGACUGGAUGCCAGGG